Molecule: messenger RNA, 4819 nt
Organism: Cydia splendana
Lineage: Eukaryota; Metazoa; Arthropoda; Insecta; Lepidoptera; Tortricidae
Product: hemicentin-1
Exons: 15
Coding region: 552-3113 (853 amino acids)
Biological process (GO): cell-cell adhesion
Cellular component (GO): plasma membrane; cell-cell junction
Molecular function (GO): cell adhesion molecule binding
Source: RefSeq, a predicted model, not a curated record
AGUAUGCGCAUUUCUUACGUCAUCGUCCUUUAUCUCCCUUUUUAGCUAAAGACAUUUUUUUUCUAAAACAAUAGCAUAGUAGGCUUCUAUGCGCGUAUGCUCUACAAACGAAUUUUAUCGCUAGAAGACACCCUCAUUACCAGCGUAAUCCUUAUCAAUCAAUAAUGAGCUUUAACAUCAUUACUUUAAAGUUCUUCAAAACGGGAUGUGUAUGCAAACGAGAGUUUGUUUAAGGCGCGUCUCGGUGCGGUGCACAUGGUCUCGGCAGUCGCGCGACCAUCGAGUGUGGUUCCGGUGGGGUCGAUCACCACGCCGUGUGUGCGUGCCUUUACAUCGCAUUUGGAACGCACGCGGGCUGGCCGCACGACGCUCCGCGCAAGAAUACGCGCGAACUUUGUUAAAAAUAAAAACAUUGUUUAUGAACUGUGAUUUUUAAACUGAACUUUUAAUUGUGAAUUUAAAAUGGACGUUAUGUUUGAAGUGAUUAAAUAGAUUGUUUGAAAAGUGGACUUGUGAUGUUUUGACUGAAGUUUUGCGGAAAACUAUUCAAAAUGGAAAAAAUGUAUCGGAACUUUUUGGUGAAGUGUUUUCUUCUGGUUUUGGCCACGACUCGAAUUGAUGCAGUCCAGAGGUUCCUGGAGAUGCCCACAUACACAGAGGUGAACCCGGGAGAAGACGCGUUGCUCAAAUGCAGGAUAUCCGAGAAGAAGGGGGUCUGCUCGUGGCAGAAGGAUAAUAAGCCAGUGGGCAUCUACCGCGGCAAGUACGAAUGGGCGAACGAGAACAGUCCAAUGGGAGGUGACUGCUCGCUCUGGGUCCGAGCGGCCACCCUCGCCUUGGACGAUGGACAGUGGCAGUGUCAGGUCACUGCUAGCAACUAUGACGUGCAGGAUGCCCUAUCUAGUCCCCCCGCGGCGCUGGCAGUACGUGUGCCGCCGCAAUCGCCCCGGAUUCUGUUCAAUGGCACCCACAUUCUACCGAAUCAGAAUAUCACGGUGCCUGCCGGUGCAAGGGCCACUGUGGUCUGCGAGGCGCGCUACGGCAACCCACCAGCUUACAUCGAGUGGUAUUUGGAUAAAGAACGCUUGACCGCUUGGAGUCAGACCAACGCAUCCGAAGUAGAAAGACCUCGAGUCUGGGCAGCGCGAUCCGUUCUCGAACUAGGAGCAACUCGAGCUUCCCACGGCCGUCAACUAGCUUGCCGCGCGCACCACCCGUCUUACCCUUCGCCGUACUACCGAGACUCGUACACCAUGCUUGACGUCACUUUCGUACCAGUGGUAUCAAUCAACGGCGCAGACCCCAGCACAUUAGCUAAUCUCGAAGAAGGAAACAGCGCCCUAACGCUUGAAUGUCGCGCUGACGGCAACCCCAGCCCCUACGUGUGGUGGACCAAGAACGGACAAGUCAUCGCUACUAACGGCGCGAAGCUUAUAUUAGCUCCUGUCAUGAGGAACCAUUCAGGAAUCUAUGGAUGCCAAGCAAGAAAUUCAGUUGGGACAUCUGAUUCAGUGAAAAUCGAAAUCGAUGUCAAAUAUCCUCCCAGAGUAACGUGGGUGGGACCCGACACCGUGGUCGAGGCCAAUCUCUUCUCCCAAGUGACCUUGGAGUGCAAAGCCGAAGGCAACCCACCGCCCUCCUACCAGUGGUAUCAUAACCCCAACUCAGCCCAUCUGAAUGCGAUGCCCGAGGACGGAUACCCGAUAUCGUCGACGCCACAACUUCAGCUCCAGAACGUUUCAUACAGUCAACAUGGGCGAUACAUCUGCUUGGCCAUCAACCAGAUUGGACUGGAAGACCGAACGCAUCAAUCCGAAGCCGUAACCCUGAACGUGUUAGGCCCACCAGUGGGCGCAGAGACAUUAACCGCAAACGCAUGGAGCGGGUCCGAAGCCAAAGUCCAUGCGACUGUAUGUGCCGACCCUCCACCUCGACGAGCAGCUUGGUUAUGGGGCAGUCUGCGACUGGACGUGCCUACUACUAUAGGUCGCUACCGAGCACUCGAGCCAACGGGCGCGUUCGGCUGCUAUCGCUACACGCUCCUAAUCUCCAGCACCAGCACAUCUGACGCGCGCGUCUACGUCCUCCACGUCGAGAACGAGCGCGGCUUCUCCUCGCAUGCCGUCUCGCUCACCGUCCACGAUAAUUUUCUAACAGAGACGGCGCACGUGGCGCCGCUGAUCGCGGCGGCGCUGGUGAUCGCCGCGCUGCUGGUCGUCGUGUUCUGCCUGGUCAUCCGGUGCCGGAGAAGGAGAGAGAGCGUUGAAUACAAGACUGAUGAUUUAGAUAGUGAGAAGACGGUGCUACCAGCGGACGCGGUGUACGCCGGGCAGCAGACGGCGACGGCGGCGCCGCGGUACUCGCCCGGCGCGCUGCAGGCAGCGUUGAACUCGCUGGAGAGAGAAGCCAAAGAAAAUGUGUAUGCGGUAUUAGACCCGCAUAUACAAUACGAAAUAACUAUUAAUAAGCACGGAGAACCGCCAAAGCAUUUGUCGCUAUCUAAGCCCCUAACUCACCAAAGAGCACACGCGUUCGACACGCAACUCAAUGAGAUUAACAAUAACGAAUUCGAAAAUAGAUUCACCACAUUCAAAUCGGGACCGACGAAACUAAGACGAUCGAAUAGAAGCGAUCGACAGAAUAACGAUCGUAGCUACGUGUGCAAAACGAACAACGAUAUCGAAUACUCAAAAGACCCUUACUUUGGCGUCGCAAGAGAUAACCAAAUUAGAAAAUCUAAAACCUACUCUCGCAUGUAUGAGCGUAACAACUCAGGCAAGAAAGACAACAGGAAAACUCAAUUCGCUGAAGAUAAAGAUGCUAAAAAACUGUCGAACCGCGAUUGGAUUUAUGAAGAUAAUAAGCAUAUUAAUAAAGAACUAGAGAAAGAGCGAUCCUUUGAAGAGUUAAAAGAAGAAAACGAUGUGAGGCAAGAUACAGAUGACUACAAACCUCGGCCAGGUAAAGUCAGAGAAAUCGCUUCGAGGUUUAAUAGGAAUAGUGCAAAUGUUGGUCAGUCUGUAAAUAGUAGUAAAGGUAGGCCGAAGCCGUUGCAAAGUUACGGCAACCAGGCUUAUUUAGACCAUGUGUUCCCUGAUGCUGUAGAAAUUUGAAUAGGCUAGUUACCUAGAGUUAAAACAGCUAUUCUUCAUUCAUCUUCAAACCUAUAUUUAUGUUACUAUUUAGUAGAAUCUUACAAGCUAAUAUGACGCCACGAUCAUGUCGGAAUGCACGAAGGUUGAUAUUGGGCUGUAGCGCGUGUCAGUUGAUGUCUUUGGCGAUCAAAAGGCUAACUAAAUUAUAAAUCUAAUUAUACCUUGUUUCCUUUAUGUCUUUCCUUAAAUGCAACUUCAAUGCCGUGAAACAAACAUAAUUGAUCUAUAGGAAACUAGCCUAUUGUAUGUGAACGAGAAAUUUAUCACAUAGAUCUCUGUAUUAGUAUUUAAAUUACUCUUAGUGUAGUGAUUACCUGAAUAGACGUAAGUCUUGCUAUCUGCUUUUAUUUAUUAUAUUAACUGGUUGUUCCACUUUUCACUGCCUAAUGGUUGUAACUCAAAUAAGACUAUUUAUACCAUAGACUAAGAUAUACGUAUUAAAGUUUACCAUUUCAACAAACUCAAUAUUAAACUAAAUAACAUGCUCAGAUUUUUACUACUUUACAGUUUACUAAUACCGAAGAGUUAUUAAUCGUAAUAGAGAUGAUAAAGUCUAGGAAAAAACGAACCCUCAAAUUUUACAGCCUAAAUAGAUGGCGCUGUACUGCGCCAUAUGUUUUGUGAUCAUUGAAUUGUCAAACGUCAACUUUAGACUACCAAAUUUACAGCAUAAUAUACGAAGACGUACAGCGCCAUCUGGUGUAGGCGUCAAAUUUGCAGCACGUCGUCUUAGACUUUUCACAUCCUACACAAUCAAUGAAUCUUUGCUAAUAUACAUGUAUAUUCAAUAAUGCUUACUAAUAUGCGAUAUUGGCGUUCUUAGCUUGUAGCACUUAAGCGAGCCAUACUACCUACUAUAAAUUAUUUCUCUAUUAAGUUUUUAAGUAAGUAUAAACACAGAUAACUGGACUACGUAUUAAAUAGACGUCUAAAGUUGAUGAAGAUUGCGGUGCGUCAGAAUAUAGAGUCAGACCACGCUAACUCUGCAUGGAAUUGCCUUUGGAAAUGUGACGUUUGUGAUGACUUUGUUUUGUCAAAGUCGCUGCAGAGUUAGCGUGGAGGGACUCUAGGCACUUUUUACAUGAUGCUGACACGGUGGCAUAUUAUUUUCAUUUGAUGAAUUGACAAAUAAUAAAUAUAAAAAAAAAUGGUGAACAUGGUUGGCGUGUUUUUUAAAUAAUGUUUAGCUUACUUGAUUCUACCAAAAAGUCCUUUAUAAACAAUUUUUAGAUUUUUACGUUAUCUUUUUGUGAUAAAAUACAUAUGAAAAGCUGCAAAACGAAAAACAACUACAGAAUGUUUUGUUAACAGGGCCGUCGGCCAGUCAAAAACCUAGUCAGUACAAAAUACUUUUGCCGUGUCAGCGCCAUCUAGUGAAACUAUUACGACACGAAUUACUUUUCGACGUUGCGCCUGUCUAUAGGUACCUAUUGUCAAUAUAUUUGUAGUUUGGUUAUCUGCGGAAUAGUGGGCAUUUUAUUUAUGAUUCUGUAAUUUCUGUAUGUACUUAAUGAUAUUUUAUCCGAACUCUGUUAAAAUGUAUUCUGUCUUAUAGGAACAAGUAUUUCGUUACUGUUUACCUCUUUUGUGUAUAGUUUCUAUUUCUUAUGUUUUGUAUUGUUGAAUUUUAACAACAUUAAAUAAAAUAAAUUGUAAUUUAUAAA